AUGGAUGCUGAAAACUCUUCUAUAAGUGAGCCUUCUUCCGAAAAGAGGGGUUAUUUUAAGAGAGCAAUAAAUACAGUCAACAAUAUGAGCAUAACGAGAAAACGAAAACAAACAGGAAAGUUUCCAGCGAAUGAAGAAGAUAUACUACAUUCAUCCGAUAAAACAGUACGAAAUAAUUAUCAUUCUGAUGAGUACUCCCAGAUAAAUGAUGAUGUCUCCACAUUUAACGACUCUGUAUCAUACCUUUUCAGUGAGCCACCAUUACCGCAAUCAAAUACAAUGUCUAUCGUUGUAGGUGUGUUUGUUGCUGUUGGUGGAUUUCUUUUUGGCUAUGAUACAGGACUUAUAAACAGCUUGAUUGAUAUGCAAUACGUACGAGAGCAUUUGGCUCCAAACCAUACUUUCUUCACGAACGUACAGAUGUCAAUAUUGGUAUCAUUUCUUUCAUUAGGUACCUUUGUUGGUGCUUUAAGUGCCCCAAUUAUUUCUGAUUCAUUAGGCAGAAAAUUGACUAUUAUUAUAAGUACCGCCUUUGUUUUCUCACUGGGAAACUCUUUACAGGUCGGUGCAACAAGCAUGCAACUAUUAGUUAUCGGUAGAGUUAUUUCUGGAAUUGGUAUUGGAUUUAUAUCCGCUGUAGUACCAUUAUAUCAAGCUGAAACUGUGAAGAAGAAUUUAAGAGGCGCCAUUAUCUCGACGUAUCAAUGGGCUAUUACGUGGGGCCUAUUGGUUUCUAGCGCCGUCGCUCAAGGGACCCAUCACAUGGAUAAUGCAUCAUCUUAUAGAAUUCCUAUAGGACUACAAUACAUAUGGUCAUCCACUUUGGCAUUGGGUAUGAUCUUCUUACCCGAAAGUCCCCGUUAUCACGUCUUAAAAGACAACUUAGACAAGGCUGCUCGAUCACUAUCCUUUUUGAGAAGUGUCCCCCUUCAUGAUUCGGGACUUUUAGAGGAACUUGUAGAAAUAAAAGCUACAUAUGAUUACGAGGCUUCCGUAGGAACGUCAACUUUUAUGGAUUGUUUCGUUUCCAGCGAAAAGAGACCAAAACAAUCCUUACGAAUGUUUACGGGUAUGGCAUUACAAGCAUUUCAACAAUUUACUGGUAUCAAUUUCAUUUUCUACUAUGGUGUAUACUUUUUCAAUAAUACUGGUGUCAAUAAUAGUUACAUUAUUUCGUUAAUAACCUAUGCCGUAAAUGUACUGUUCAAUGUUCCAGGUAUGUACCUUGUUGAAUAUUUUGGCAGAAGGAAGGUUUUAAUUGUCGGUGGUAUCUUGAUGACAAUUUCAAAUUUCAUUAUUGCGAUUGUUGGUAUUGCCACCAAUUCUGUAAUUGCUAAUAAAGUCAUGAUUGCGUUUAUUUGUGUCUUCAUUGCAACUUUCUCAGCAACAUGGGGUGGUGUUGUAUGGGUUGUCUCAGCAGAACUUUACCCAUUGGGUGUUAGAGCCAAAUGUACCGCUAUUUGUGCUGCUACAAAUUGGUUAGUGAAUUUUAUCUGUGCCUUUAUUACUCCAUAUAUCGUCGAUACUGUUGAUCAUACUUCAAAAAUUGGUUCAAGAAUUUUUUUUAUCUGGGGAGGUCUAAAUGCCAUUGGCGUAAUGAUAGUUUAUUUGACAGUUUAUGAAACGAAAGGAUUAACGUUAGAAGAAAUCGAUGAAUUAUACACAAAAUCAUCCACCAGUGUAUCCUCAGCAAAAUGGAACCAGAUGAUAAGAGAAAAAACCAACAAUCCAAAUAACAUCAAUUGGUUCCCUAAGUUCCCACGCCCAUUUAAAAAUAAUAGAACAACCAUUUCAACUGAGCCUGACACCAUGAAUAAUACUACUUUGAAAAAUGUGUCAACACAAGAUUCUUCGUUGAACAACCAUGCAUUCGGAGUAUUCGAUGUGCCAAAUAAUAGCAAUUAUAUUGAACUAGGAAAUGGACUGGGUCUAGCGACAGCAAUGCACGGCCCACCUUCCAUUUCUACAGAUUCAAGUUAUAAUGUCGAUUCGGAAGGAAUUCAUAGCGAAACCAAUGGGGGCAGCCAUAACGAACAACGCAACUCUACAAUGAAUACUGACCAUCUGAAUGAGUACAUUUCACAAAUUGUGAAUGGAAGUUCUCCUCCGAUGAAUGGCCCCCGGACUUACGGUGAAGAGAACGCACUCAAUUUUUUUGAAGAUGAUGACAAUGAAGAAUUAGCUCACAAUUAUGUUGAGUUAGGCAAUGGAUUGGGAAUCACCACGAUACACAGGGAGAUACCCCCCGUACUGGCUGAUUCGAGUGAUGAAGACGAUGAAGAUGACGACGAUUUACGAGGACCAAAUCUACAAAAUAAAAGCACACUUUUCAUUUCACGUUUUAUGCACAGAUAG
Messenger RNA from Kazachstania africana CBS 2517, 2355 nucleotides. RefSeq names its product glucose sensor (gene SNF3). Gene Ontology annotation, cellular component: membrane. Gene Ontology annotation, biological process: transmembrane transport; carbohydrate transport. Bases 1 to 2355 code for a protein of 784 amino acids. Gene Ontology annotation, molecular function: carbohydrate:proton symporter activity. The record is from RefSeq and is a predicted model, not a curated record. The transcript has a single exon. NCBI's taxonomy places the organism in Eukaryota, Fungi, Ascomycota, Saccharomycetes, Saccharomycetales, Saccharomycetaceae.